Molecule: messenger RNA, 342 nt
Organism: Nicotiana attenuata
Lineage: Eukaryota; Viridiplantae; Streptophyta; Magnoliopsida; Solanales; Solanaceae
Exons: 1
Coding region: 1-342 (113 amino acids)
Source: RefSeq, a predicted model, not a curated record
AUGAUAAAUGGGGAACUGACAAAGCUUUUUGAAGCUGCUAAAGGACUCAGACAGGGUGAUCCCGUAUCACCAUUUCUGUUUGCAAUUGCAAUGGAAUACCUAAGUAGGCUGCUCAAAGGAUUGAAACAUGUUAAGGAAUACAGGUAUCACCCUAGAUGUGGUAAGCUGGAUAUAACUCACCUCAGCAUUGCAGAUGACCUACUGAUGUUUGCUAGGGGUGAUAGCAAGUCUGUCUCCACUUUACAUGCUUGCUUUAUGCAGUUUUCUGCUGCAUCUAGACUGCUAGCUAAUCCCAAUAACAGUGCAGUUUAUUUUGGAGGAGUUGCUCAGGAUACUAGAUAG